This is a messenger RNA of Naegleria fowleri, 504 nucleotides long. RefSeq lists its product as uncharacterized. Lineage: Eukaryota; Heterolobosea; Eutetramitea; Acrasida; Naegleriidae. The record is from RefSeq and is a predicted model, not a curated record. The coding region runs from base 1 to 504 and encodes 167 amino acids. The transcript has a single exon.
AUGAAUAGAGUUAGCUCUGCAGCAAGAAGGAACUCAACCACCAACCUGGAAUCAGCAGAAAAGGAGUACUUAAAAGAGCAAGCCUUGAUGGAAGCAAAGAGGCUCAAACACUUAAAACUUGAGGAACAGAGGAGAAUAGUACUCGCAGGUAGCAGAGAAGAGAAAAAACAAUUGCAACAGAUACGGAAACAGGAAAUUGAUAAUCACAUUGAAAUAAGGAAGAGGAAUGAGGCUUUUCAAGAUUGUAGCGCAAAACUAUCGGAAUCAUCAAGAGCAGCCUCAACAAAUACUGCCCUUGAAAGUAAAAACCCGAUUUCAGCCCAAUACAACAGAAUCAUGACGAAUCAGACUGCUCGUAAGGAAUUUGAAAAGUCCAUCAUGAUGGAAAAUAUGAAGAUGCAACAACUUAAGCAGCAAAUGAAGAGAAAGGAGGGAGAGGAAGAACGAAAGCAAGCAGCAAGAGGACUUGAAUAUUUUCACAAUAGACCUCGCUCCUUCUUGUAG